AUGAGCGCUGAGAACAUGGAGGUGAGAUGGUUCCGAUCUCAGUUCUCUCCAGCUGUGCACUUGUACCGUGAUGGGCAGGAUCAGUACGGACAGCAGAUGCCGGAAUAUCGAGAAAGAACUGAGCUCUUGAGAGAUGACAUCACCAAUGGGAGAGUUUCUCUGACAAUACGUGAUAUCCGACCCUCCAACCAUGGGCAAUACGUGUGGUUUUUUCAGUCCAGUGUCUUUUAUGGAGAUGCUAUAUUGGAACUACAGGUGGCAGGUUUGGGCUCUGAUCCUGUCAUCUCUGUGGAGGGACAUCAGGAUGGAGGGAUCCGGGUGGUGUGUCGAUCAUCUGGAUGGUACCCACAGCCUGAGAUGCUGUGGAGAGAUCUCCAUGGGCAUCUCUUACCAGCAGCCUCUGAAAAAAUAUCCCAAGAAGCUGAUGACCUGUUUCAAACAGAUAUUGCCAUUGUUCUAACAGAAGAGUCCAACCAGAAAGUGUCCUGCUGUGUCAGGAACCCCCGACUCAACCAGGAGAGAUUGUCAACAAUUUCCAUAGCAGAUCUGUUUUUCCCGAGGGUCAGUCCCUGGAUGGUGGCUCUGGGGAUGAUCCUGGCUCUCCUGGCUGUUCUCAUUGGCCUGGCCAGUUGCUGCUUCUGGAGACAACACAGAGAGAAAGGGUGGAGAAGCGCCCAGAUCUAUGCAGUGGAUGUGACUCUGGAUCCAGACACGGCAAAUCCCUGGCUCGUCCUGUCUGAGGAUCGGAAACGUGUGAGACUCGGAGACAAACAACAGGAUCUGCCUGACAACCCUGAGAGAUUUGAUUAUUGUCACUGUGUACUGGGCGCUGAGGGGUUCACAGGCGGGAGGCGUUACUGGGAGGUGGAGGUGGGAGACAAGACUGAGUGGACUCUGGGGGUUUGUAGGGACUCUGUGAGCAGGAAGGGGCAGGUCAGACUCUCACCUGAGGAUGGAUACUGGGCCGUGUGGCUGAUAGAUGGGGAAUACAAGGCCUAUACCUCCCCCAAAACCCCUGUCCCCUUGAGCGUCAGGCCCAGCCGGGUGGGGAUUUUCCUGGACUAUGAGGCAGGCGAGGUCUCAUUUUACAAUGUGACUGACAGGUCCCAUCUCUUCACUUUCACUGGCACCUUCUGCGGGAAGCUCCGCCCUUAUUUCCAUCCUGGUUACAAUGAUGAGAGUGAAAACGUAGCUCCCCUGAUAAUCUGCCCGGUCCCAGCUCAGGCCAGAGAGAAUCUUUGUCCCUGA
Mauremys mutica (yellowpond turtle) is the source of this 1248-nucleotide messenger RNA. Its product is annotated as butyrophilin subfamily 1 member A1-like. NCBI's taxonomy places the organism in Eukaryota, Metazoa, Chordata, Testudines, Geoemydidae. Gene Ontology annotation, cellular component: external side of plasma membrane. The record is from RefSeq and is a predicted model, not a curated record. Gene Ontology annotation, molecular function: signaling receptor binding. The transcript is spliced from 6 exons. The coding region runs from base 1 to 1248 and encodes 415 amino acids. Gene Ontology annotation, biological process: T cell receptor signaling pathway; regulation of cytokine production.